UAGAGGGUGGGGGUUCCCCGGGGGCGCGCGCCUGACGCGAGUAACAAUUCGUGAAAUUGGCAACAAAUGAAAGUAGCAAUUUCAGCCAGAAAGUGUCUCCCCCACUUCCCUGUACCUCUUCCACUCCUAUUGAUCCGAGGGACUAUCCCCCCCCCACCAACAACUUUUUCUUUUACCCCACUCCCUGCCUUCCAUGGCGAGGAGUGAGCUGGACAUAUUCCCCUCCAAGCGGCACGACAAGCUCGAAUUCUUCCUGAAGAGACACUUGGAGGAGAGCGUUUUCAACAAGAUCCGAAUGUACGAGGCGUGCAUCGUGGUGUCGGAGAGAAAGAGCAAGAAAGCCUUCGAGUAUGUCAUUCUGACCGACGAGUGCAUCUACUUGACGCAGAACCCACCCAAGACCAUCCACGAGGCGGUGCAUCUCAAUGAUGUGGUUGCGAUCGAGCUGGUAGACGAUUAUCCAGAUUUUCUGAGCGGCCAGGAUCGGGAGUCUGCACAACACAUCCGCAUCGUUUCCAUCACCCGGGCAGAGAAGAAAGGUCACAAAGUCCAAGUUAGAGGCAAUAAGUAUUUACCUGCUGUCAUUAGUGGCAGAAGGAAGUUUGGUGCCUUGAGCCAGGAAGAAGCUGUGGUUAGUAGCAACAUCCAGGAGGGCAGCAGCAUAUCGAAAUCAAAGCAGGGCCGUGCUCUGAAUCAGUUCUCUCUCAGGGGGAAUGCAGCAGAGUCCGGGGAGCCACACUCCACGCUGCGGCACACUGCCUCCUUCCCCACCUCUGCCUUGAAAAAUCUGAAACUGUCCGACCGUCGCAAUGCGGAGGGGUCUGUACCUACGCCUCCGAAUGCCCGUCCAUUACCAGACCCUCCGAAAGAAAGUGCAGCCAGUCACUCUGCAACGACAGCCACUGCUUACAGCUCAGUAUCAAUGGAGCGGUUGGCAACCAGUCCUUUCCCCUCGAACUGGAACAUGAAGGAACCUCGACCCGACACAAGCCCCGAAGCAGGCAAGGCAAUGACUGAACAAGCCAAGCCAAGAGAGUCCGAGCUUCACCUCUACAUUAUUUCUAUGACCUCUCUCAUAUUUCUCCACUUAAGAAGUGCGUGGAACAAUCAAAUGAUCCAGUCGACGCUCCUGCAGGACCCAGCUUACGCAAGAGUAAUGGCACCUUUCUCUCCUUCUCGAGGUCCAAAGACUCACAGUUCAGAGGAAACAAAUAAACUGUUCAACCAACUGAGCUCGGAAUUACUUCAUGGAAACAACUUCCUCGAGCGGAGCUUCUCCCUGGUGCAGGAGCUGAAAAUGGCAGCUCUCAGGAACUUCACAAUUAAAAAACUCUUUUGGAAGUCAAACGACCUGUAUCCAUUUCUUAUCAGCAAACUUCAGGAGCACUUGCCAAAGUUUGAGAAUCCCAUUAGCCAGCAAGACAAGCGCAAAAUGGCAGGCCACCUACAGUUCUCCAUUUUGAUCGUAGAGACAUUAGGCGUCAUGUUCAGGGAGACUGAAACAGAACCAACACGUUUGACUCUUCUGAAUGCCAACCGAGGUAUGACUGUCAUGAACUUGCUGAAGAUUUUAAUAAGUGGUCCACAGAUUCCCACACCAGCUGGUACCAACGUGCCCACUGUAUCUGAAAUCUCAACUAAUUCUCAAGAUGGUGAGCUACAGAAGCUAUUGCUGGAGUACAACAAUGCAGUGACAACUGUUGUGUAUGAAAUCUUCCUCAUAACUCACCAGGGAAACUGGGGAUCAGCCUCUGGGAACUUGACGGUUGGAUGGUUGAUGGUUGCUCUAAAGAAACUUCCUUCCAUGUUGCCUUUUAUUGACCAGAUGAUGAAACACAUCAUUAAGAUGGUGCUACCUCCAAUACAUAUCAUGAGCCCCACUCAGGCUUUGCAACUUUUUCAACAAUUCUACAUCCUGAACACUUGUAUCCAGUACAGCAGUGACUUGGCAGAACAUAUCAGGAAUAAAUACAGUGAAGAAUUUAGGUACUACAUUCAAACUGCCACAGUGGAAGCAAUGCUCCCAGUCCAUUAUGCUGUCGCCCAGCCUACGAUUCGUCUCCUACGCCAAGUACUUAGCUUCGUCCUCCACAAGCUGAUCUAAUUUUUCAAGAGGAUUAAGCUGCAGUUAGUAAUGAGUAUCAGAUUCUAAUGAAAUGGAUGUUAGUGUAAAUAUUCACACAAGUACUUACCUACUGGAUUUAUGGAAACCAAUAACAGUUUGAAAUCUAUCCCUAUCCUUACAUUGAGUCUUACAUAAAACUAUAAUUGAAACUUUGAAUGAUAAAAAAAGUGUACUUUAUAAAAUAAAUAAGCUUAUAAUUUUUCACUGUUAACUUGGGGGGGCUGGUUGCAAAUAUUGAACUUCAGUUAAUGGAUAACUAUAUUUUUAUGUUAUCUUAAUUCACAUAGAAAGGUAUUUUUAAAAUUAAACAUGUUGGAAGUCUUGCUAGAUUAAAGAAGCUUAUUUUUAUGUUUUCUGAAAUGAAUAUGCAGUUUGUAAGUCAGAGCUUAAAAAGAAACUGCAUUUGAUCAUAGAGAUUGGAUGGUUUGCCACAAACAUGUUCUCAGUGUGAGAAUGUCAAUGUUAACCAGGCCAUCAAAGGAUAGGAACACAAGUAAUUGGAGCAGGAAUAGGUCUGAGGCCCCUCAAACCUGCUCCACUAUUCAGAAGGAUUAUGGCUGAUCCUCAACCUCACCCUUGACUUUAUAAUAUCCAAAUUUAUAUUGAUCUCUGUCUGGAACGUACUCAGCAACUGAUCUCCCAGGAGUGGAGAAUAUCCUAUGGUGCACCACCCUCCUGAGUAAAGGAACCUCUCCCCAAUUUGAUUGGAAAUGGCCCACUGUUUAUCCUGAUCCAAUCACCUUCGUUCUCCAUUGCACAGGUGAGGGAAACAGCUUCUCAGCUUCUACUCUGUCAAGCUGAAGAAUUUAAUGGUGCAGAAAUCUGAGUGUAUCCACUCCAAGUGAUGCUGAUUUCAUCAUGUACAUGUUUCAAAAUGAGAUCACCAUUCAUUCCUUGAAACUCCAGAGAGUAUAAGCCUAUAUUAAAAAAAAAGCAGAACGAGCUGGUUCCCAACAAGAACAGUGAGAAUGUGGGCUGGCAGUCAGUCUAAAUGUUAAUUGCUUUGGAAAAGGAGAUCAUUCAACCUCUUAAACCUGUUCCGCCAUUCUGUCAGAUUAAGGCUGCCUCAGUUCCAUAAUGCUUCAUACAGUAGCCUAAGAAAAAUCUACUGAUUUCAAUUUGUUCUAGAAAUCUCAAGCCUGCAACAUGACACAGUUUGCCUCUAUUUGUUCUCUGUCCAGGCACCAUGCCUAAGAGAGUGGUAGAGAUCGUGGACUUGCAUUUGAUUUUGAUAUAUGUAUUGCAGUGGCCUACCUUUCCCUUCUGCAGGAUGGCUGACCAGGAAACUCUCCUGCUUUCAGCUGCCACUGUCGGGUGCAUUGGAAGGGCUUUUGCAGGUUGGCAAUCAACCUGUCAGGUUGUGUUCUGAGCUCACCUCCCUUGGCCAUCAACAUCAGUAGUGAGGCUCAAACCUGGACCUUCAGGCUCAGGGGCAGAGACACUUCCUGAUGGACCAUGGGACCGCUCUAACCCAUUAACCAGCCAGACUUUGGACUUCCUGCCAGUGAAGAAAGAUGCAGAAAUGCCAGCAGGCAGGAGGGAAGCACUGUUACCAAGAAUAAUUUCAUCUGGUCACAUUUGUUACUCGCACACGUUACACAGCAUAGCAAUGGACAAGUCCAGGAAGGCCGGUAUCAUAUAGAUUUGAUCCUGGAGGUUUUUGGGAGCAAAGAAAAUGUUGGAUAAAUAGUCCUUCAAAAAGGAGAAAGAUUUGCUCGAACAAACCGCUUAGGAGUGAAGCUUAACCCUAGGAAUACAAUAUUAGUGAAGCUGUCCAUUCAGUUGUUGUCUAGGAAACUCACUUUAAGUUAAUAUUCCAUUGCUGGAGGAACGUUGGAGAGACACAAUGGUGCUAAGCUAAAGAUCAGUAAGAUCUUGAGUUUCUGCUUAAAAGGGACUACUGGUCUUAUCAUUGACCUCCACAAGGUGUCUUGUAUAGAUUCUAGUUGAGCACAGGACUUGCUUAGCUGUCACACACCCAUGGUUGAAGCAUCAAUUUACCAGACUACAGAGCAAUGGUUAUCAUAUGGACAAGAGCUGCCACUGCCUGUAACCCAAUAUAAAUCACUGCCUCAGAGAUAAGCAAAAUACACAGGUUUACAUGGUGGAAUGUCCUUUUACUGAUUGUAUAGGGCUUUUGUAUAUCUUUUUAUCUUACUAAAACAGUUGCAUUUUUGUUUACAUAUUU
Messenger RNA from Chiloscyllium plagiosum (whitespotted bambooshark), 4313 nucleotides. It is a transcript of the gene cunh12orf56, whose product is annotated as chromosome unknown C12orf56 homolog. The record is from RefSeq and is a predicted model, not a curated record. NCBI's taxonomy places the organism in Eukaryota, Metazoa, Chordata, Chondrichthyes, Orectolobiformes, Hemiscylliidae.